AAAUACGCGGUUGCAUCCAGGUACCACAGUAGAGGUAGAUGAAGACUAUGUUGUACUUGCUGCUGUUUGUCCUCUUGCCUGUGACGCUGGCUUCCAACGGGGGUGCGGAUCUCACCCUCACUGCGGGGACUGGCGGGAGCGUGGUUGUCAACGCUGCAGUCGACAGGAUCAGAUCUAACUGCAUCCUCGGGGACGACCGACUCUUCCUGCGGCGUCUGGCCUACGUGGAGACAACCGACGGAGAAGAUCCUGAUACAUACAGGCCAGGCUAUGAUGGUGGACUGUGGCAGAUAGACGAGGACAAGUUCCUGGAAACCACGUCCUGUGCGUCCUCAAUAUCUGCUGAAUGCGCCUCAAUCCAGUCAGCUUUCAAGAUCGACUGGCGCAGUACAUCCUGGGCAGAUCUGAGAAAGCCUCUCUAUUCCGGUUUGGCAGCGGCACUGUAUAUAAAGAAGUACAACAGUCGCAGCCUUCCUGGUGACGUCACUAGCCAAGCCACGUUCUGGGCUUCGAACCUCAGACCAGGAGGAUCAAUGGAUGACUUCAUCGCUAAAGCUAAGGGACUGAAAGGCAUCGACUGCGGAACACAGCUUGAUCUCGCUUUCAUUCUGGAUGGUUCUGGGAGCGUCUCCACAAGUGACUUCAGGCGGAUGCUUGACUUCAUCGCUGACAUAGUGUCAGAGUUAGACAUAUCGGAGGAUGGCGUGAAGGUGUCAACUGUUGAAUAUGCUUCGAAUGUCGGCGGGGAUAUUCUCUUUAAAAGCUUUACCACCAAGGACAGUUUGUUAAACUCUAUAAGUACAAUUAGAAAGAGCGGCGGUGGCACCAACACUGCUGCAGCCAUCCUCCACACUGUCGACGUCCUGUUCAGCCCAGCAGCAGGUGCCCGGCCUAACGCCAAGCGGGUAGCCAUCCUCCUCACAGACGGCAGAUCCAGCAGUAAAACAGCCACCAUCAGCGCGGCCUCUAAAGCUAAAGACGACCGCAUAACAAUGAUAUCAGUUGGUAUUGGAAACAUUGAUGAAUCCGAGCUGAAGGCCGUGGCAACCGAACCUGACUGUACCCACGUCAUCAUCCUGAACGACUUCACAGAGAUUGACAGCCUGCUGUACCAACUGAAGGACAGCUCCUGUGGAGCGCCAACUGUUGUUGACAAAGUCACGCCUAUCGUGACGCCCCUGCCAGUGAACAUCACCGUAGACGACUCGUUUGUUGUUGAGGAGGACCCCGCAACCCCGGAUGACGGUGAUGACGAAGUUAUUGUUGGUGAGGUUAUCUGUGGCACCCUGGCAAUGUACGCCUCCUACAGCACCCCUCGUCCCGGUCCCGCCUUCUACGACUCCAAGGACAGCGCCAGUGAUGGCAAACCGGGAGUUAUAUACUUCAACAAGGCCAUGAAGGGGAGACCACUCUACAUUACUGUCAUAGGAAGUCGACUCCCUCUUACCGUUGAUCAAAUGCCUUCUUGCAUCAACGCAAGCUUUAGCGUGGGAAUUUCACAGCUGCCAUCAAAGGUGGAGGUCAUCUGUCGAGAGGGCCUGAUUGAGAGAGAGUGCACAAAGGAUGACCUGGAGGACAAUGGAUUCAGCUGUGAUGAAUCAUCUAACGUCAGCAACCCUUGCUCCCCUGGCAACAUCUGUGACCACGCCCAUCCCUCUGACUCCACCAAGUUCAUCCACUGCGACUCCCAGGGCAACAUGUACGUGACACAAUGUCCCGGCAAAACCCAGUACAACCCUGGCACAGUCAGUUGUGGGGCUGAACCAGUCCAGGGAGGGGUGUCCUGUGACGUAUCCAAUCCUUGCACACCAAAAAAUAUUGCCAAUGGUAAAUUCUACUUCCCCUACCCUCCCAACCCUUCCAAGUACAUCCAGUGUGAUACCUUCGGGAAGUCUUGGAUCAGGGACUGCCCCGCUGAUCUGGUGUGGAACUCUGCUCUCAACACUUGCUACUACAGCACGGGAUCAGCUCAGCAGCCGGCACAGGAACCGGCAAAGGAACCUUCUGGCCAUACUACCAGUGUUUCCCCACCUGCAGCUACGACCGACGCAAACCCUUGCAACAGCAACAACAACGGUCAAAUAUUCCCCCACACAGACCGCACCAAGUACAUCACGUGUACAAACAACGGCGUGGUCGUUGUCCAGUCGUGUGCGCCGCCCCUCGUGUACGACGAUACCAUCAAGACAUGCAACUGGGCUUAGCUGGCAAUGUUUGAACCCACGAGUAACCCUUCAGUUCUGUCAAUUAACGUGAUCAUCUAACAAUCUACUGUUCACCAUCAAACAC
This is a messenger RNA of Haliotis rubra (blacklip abalone), 2289 nucleotides long. RefSeq lists its product as uncharacterized. Gene Ontology annotation, cellular component: extracellular region. NCBI's taxonomy places the organism in Eukaryota, Metazoa, Mollusca, Gastropoda, Lepetellida, Haliotidae. The transcript is spliced from 7 exons. Gene Ontology annotation, molecular function: chitin binding. The coding region runs from base 39 to 2204 and encodes 721 amino acids. The record is from RefSeq and is a predicted model, not a curated record.